Messenger RNA from Astyanax mexicanus (Mexican tetra), 2655 nucleotides. RefSeq names its product keratin, type I cytoskeletal 18-like. The coding region runs from base 141 to 1529 and encodes 462 amino acids. Lineage: Eukaryota; Metazoa; Chordata; Actinopteri; Characiformes; Acestrorhamphidae. Gene Ontology annotation, cellular component: axon; type III intermediate filament; plasma membrane. The record is from RefSeq and is a predicted model, not a curated record. The transcript is spliced from 8 exons.
UCUGUUGUUCCUUCAUAAUCUGGGUGACUUCAAUAUUCUUUACAAUGUAGAAAACAUAUUGAAUUAGAAGGUGUCUCCAAACUUUUGACUGGUACUUUAAGAGCUAAAAUCCAGAUCAUUACUGCAUUGCUUCAGUUGAAAUGCUGCUGACAGGAGGUUUGGCCUGCUUUGUCCUAGAGCUAAAUUUCCCAAGCAGUAAAACCCUCCCUCCCUACUCUCCAUUCCUUCAUACAGACCUGCCCCAACUCUCAACCCUCUCACACACACCGUUCACUCUGCGUCUUUUCUGGAGUAGUGUGUUCACUAGUAUGUUCACGUCAAGGAUUUUGACUUUUUCUGGGUCAUCUUGUGCUUGGGAUAUUGGAUUAUGUCAUGCUGACAUGACUGAAGCUACCACUGUUAGUAGAGGUCUGGGGUUUAGGCCGGGCCUGGUAAAGAGAACUGCUGCUGGUUCGAGGCUUGAUAUGGGACUAGCUGUAGCGGUUGGUUCAUCACCAGCCACUUCCUUCAUGAGUCACACUAUCAGACUCAGAAGUGAAAUGAUGACCUCGUUACCUGGAUCUACCUCAGGGCUUGAUGAUGGUGGCUUUGGUCUGUUCCGCUUUGAACCAAUGGAAGAAAUCAAAUCCAGAGUGAGAGAAUUGCAGGAGGAAAGCAAAGCUCUGGAGGCCAGACUGGCAGAGCUAACUGGAGGAGUGGAUAGCACAGCUAUGGAGACUGAUGCUGUGGUGAACAUAGAGGAACAACAGCAAGUCCAGGUCCAGGGGGAGUACUGUAAGGAGUUGGAGCAUCUGGCUUUGGACACAAUCAGACUUCACAGAAUGCUAAACAACAUUAGAUCAACUGCACUUGAGCUAAAGGCCCAAUAUGAUAUUAAACAGGAAUUUAGAGUGCUACUGGAAGCUGACACUGCUGCUAUGAAGAAGGAAAUUAUGAUGACUUCAAGAUUGCAGUUGAAUUUACAGACUAAGAAAGCAAGACUAAGGGAUGAACUGUAUUUCAUUAACAUAAUCCAGCAUGAGAUGCAACACAGGCAGCCUGACUUUUGGGGACCUCACGUGACUCUACUGGGGCCUACUGAAACUGAGAUCACAGCUUGCAAGAUGAAACUGCAGGCCCUUCUCAUACAGUUACACAACCUUACUGGCGUGAACCAAAGUUUAAACAGAACUCUGGCAAGAACUCACUUUCAGGCAAACUAUGUAAUUUCACGAUACCAGGCCCAGAUUGCCAGACUAGAAGCAGCCAUUGAGGCAGCUAAAAGUGAACUUCAGGAACACAUCAUUACCCACAAAGAGGUGCAGGACUUGAUGCAGGCUCUGGGUGCUGAAACUGCAACCUACUGGGCACUUUUGGAUGGUGAGGAGCUAAGCGCCUCGAUACAGAUCAACCGCACUUCAUCCUCAAUGAACCUAUCGGAGUCUGUGCCCGACUCUAACAGAACCUCCUCCCCUCUUAAUACUGUCCAGACUGACAUCGCUGCAGAGGCCCAACCUGAGGAAACAGAGAGCAUUACAGCCAACGAGUGACCGCAGUAAACAACAUCAACAGAGCAUAUCGUCGCUGUCCAAUGAAAAACACUUAUCUCCAAAACACCAACUUUACAGGAGAGAGAAAAAACCUUGUAAAUUUUCAAUGGAAGUCAAUGUAAAAAGAGUUUGUUUCAGGUCAUUUUGAAGAGUUUCUAUUGGUCCGUUCAUCAAGAAAUUUUGCAACAGUGUAAGGGACAAUUUGUCUGUUCAAAUUAUGUAGUAAACUAAAAAUCGACAAAAAUGGAGAUAAGUGUUUUUCAUAGGACAGCGACGAUAUAGAUCACUUCUGUACUCUACAACACUGAUAAUAAUUCACAAAGAGUCAUCACAUGUGCUGAAAAAGCAACAAGCUCUACAAACACAUCAGCAUUUUUGAUGCUAAACUGACUCUAAAAAGGAGAAUGGCAUCACUGUUGUUGAGAUAUUGCACAAUGUAACUUUGGUGGAGCUGCUCAAGACCCAAGGCAAAUUCUGUGCUUCUGUGUAGAAUCUACACAUAGUGACGCAGUAGUGAUCAGACCAUAUCAACUGUGAUUGGUCUGCUUGCUCUGCUUCGCCCCUAUUUAUAAACUUUUAAAACAAAGAUGAACGAGAGAUUAAUCAUGAAUUAUGCAUACACUGAUCUGAGAUAAAUGGUUCCAGAAGAUGAAACAAAUCAUUAAACCUACCUACAGUGUAUUUCUUUGUAGUAUGCCACGUGGUAACUCUUACACCUGCAUAAGUUGUGAGGUGUUAUCUUGUGAGGAAGGUUAAACACUGGCCAGUGUGCUCAAGACAACUCUUCUUGGUUUGUCUCCUCAGUAUCUAUGUAGCUUGAUACACUAUUCAUCUUCUGCCUAUAACACCCAUACUGCUCAGCGCAUCAUGUUACAGGUCCCCAAGAUUAAUGCAGUACUUGGUCUAUCAGAAUUUCAAGCUGUUGCAGCCAAAGACUGGGACUAGCUGCAAAACAACAUUAAAACUGAAUAUUGGAAUUUUAUUUCUAAGUCAACUUUUUCUAAGUCUGAAAAAGAAAUCUGUCAGAAAUUUUAAAUGAGAAAUGUUAUUGUUACAGGUCUGAUAUUGUCUGAUGUUUAUCAUUGUCUGUUGCCUGGCUGCCAUUGUAAAUAAGAAGGUGAUCUUA